AUGGUCGCGGUUGUCGUGUCUCCAGCGAUCAUGGCGGUCCUUCGCGUCCGAUUGAUAAAGAUGUGGUCGCUAAUGAUCAUUAAGCCGGACAUUGUUGCUCAUCCGCCUCUGCUUCAGGUUGUGCUGCGGGAGUUACUGAGCGCAGGUGUGGUGAUUGGCGGAGCUCGAAAACUUCAAAUGACCACCGAUAUUGCUAGUCAGCUUUAUGCAGCACAUAAAGGGAAAUACUUCUUUAAGAGACUUGUCUGUCAUGUAACCAGUGGUCCUGUGAUAGCGAUGUGCGUCGACGGUGAUGUUAGACGGAUAUUAGGUGGUAGUCGACUGUAUCCAAUACCUAAAGAAAGCGAAUUCUCUACUCUAAGGCAGCGCUACUCUCUCUCUACUGUUCGUAACGUGGCCCAUGCUUCAGAUCCAGAAGCAACGGUCAGGGAACUGGCGUUAUUCGAACCGUUCGAAUCUCCUGAUUCAGUUCUGAAUGACAUUUUCAGCUGA
Molecule: messenger RNA, 492 nt
Organism: Angiostrongylus costaricensis
Lineage: Eukaryota; Metazoa; Nematoda; Chromadorea; Rhabditida; Metastrongylidae
Source: the annotation of a GenBank genome assembly